Molecule: messenger RNA, 2957 nt
Organism: Phycodurus eques (leafy seadragon)
Lineage: Eukaryota; Metazoa; Chordata; Actinopteri; Syngnathiformes; Syngnathidae
Product: protein rapunzel-like
Exons: 3
Coding region: 285-1469 (394 amino acids)
Source: RefSeq, a predicted model, not a curated record
CGGUGUUGUCAAGCUCCAAGAGGCUCCUCGAGGUGGGCAAACCCACACGAUAAUCAGAACCCAAACAUUCGAAUCCUUCUCAGUGUCGACGAAAAACGACACCAAGGUGUUGGCACGUCUCCCAUCUUCCGCUCUCCUUCCUUUCCCUCCCUCCUUCCCUCGCUCUCCCCCUCUUCCCCUCUUCUUUUGGACCCCUCCCCGCGCAUGCAGAUGAAUUUUCUCACGCAGACGCAUCUUCAACUGAAGAACUUGUCCGACGCGUAGAAGAACAAGGAGCGCAGACCAUGAGCAGUUCCCUGGAGAAGGUAGUGGCCCAGAAGAAGGAGGCCAUCGAGGCGGCCAUGGACAUGUUGGAGCGCGGCGCUGAGGUCGUGGCCAGCGCCGUGGGCGAACUCUUCCCGCUGUGCGAGGCUGCCGCUCCGGUCCUCCGUCUGGCCCUGGACAACGUCCAGAGCAAGGAGGUGUUCUACGUCAAGGAGCAGUUCCUGACGGUCCGGAACAGUCUGGACCUUCUCUCGGGCCAGCUGGAGGACAUCGACUGCGAGAUCAAGAAGAGCCGGCUGGACUCGCGGUACUUUGCCGCGGAGGAGAACCUCCGGAACCAGUUCAGGAAGUACAUGGACAUCAUCGAGGCCAAGCCGCAGUUCGGCGAGGUGAAGACAAAACUAUUCCUGGAGCAUUUCUCCAGGAGCGGCGGCGAGAAGAAUUUGUUCGUGCUCUACCACGCGCUCAUGGGGAGCAGCGGCUUCGGAGACUCCAUUCUAGACCUGGUGGAAAGGUACGUCUCCAGGAACCGCCGCCUCCUGGAGGACUUUUGCGUGCGCAUGAAGGAGCUUCUCUGCUUGGGCCUCAUCGCUCUGCUGGGACACUCUGCCUUGACCCAAAACCACCAGGAAGAACAGGACAAAAUCCGAGAGUGGAGCCGCAAGAUGGACGAGAUCGAGCUCCGGAUGAAGACCACCGUUCGGUCCUGCGCUGACGCCUUUCCGGAGCAGGCCAAACUGGAUGCCCAGCACCUCCUCCAAGAGAAGCAAAGUCACAACCUCCAAGAGACCGCCCAGCAAGUCCUGGACUUCCUGGUCAAGAAGUACGAUUGGGUGAGCUGGUCGGUGCGCCUCAUCAACCACUCGGGGAGCACCUACCGUAACUGGAGGGCCGGGGAGCGCUUCCACCACGUGGCGGGGCGCAACUGGUUCGAGGUUCUGCAGGUCAAUAACAUCAACCUGGUGGUGUCCUUCAGUACCAGGCCCCGGACGGUGCCCAGGGACGCCGUCCUGGGAGCUAUGGAGGGGGCCGCACGCAAGGCCAACGCACCCGCAGUGGUGGACGUCCUGGAGAAGCAGAUGAGCGGGUUUGUGGUUCACGCCGUCAGCCGCCACAAGGAGUCGGCGGCCGCCUGGAGUUUCCCAGAAGAUCGUCACUACUGGGAGAGCCACAAGAACGUUGCCGUGUGCGUACACUCCGACUGAAAACAUUGCAGAGCGGGGCGCAAAACAAUCACUGCCCACUAUAGUUCCGUCGUAUUUAACUCAUAACCUCUGCUCUAGGCAUGGAUUUAUUCAGCUUUACCGGUCAAGCGUCUUGCAACGAGAUGACGUAGCGCUUCAAAAUGGGAGAAUGUAUCCGAUUGUGGGCGGAAAAAGCAACUUUUACUGGCUAGAUUUUGUUUUUGUGUGUGAUGUCAGCUUUGGCUCCAUUGGGAAACACGUGAGUUGAAAUAAAGGUUCGGGUUAGGGUGUCUCGACUUCCGCUCUACCUCCCAGACUCGCCGAACUCUUGGGGUUCGAUCAAACCCAGAUUAAAAACCACUGAUUAGGGUACAACACGGGGAUGUGCUAGUUUGCAAUGCUCGGUACCACCACCUGCAGGCCCGGAGUGGAACAACAUGGGCCAGAAGGUCCACCUAAUUUCUUAUUCAGUUGAUUUGAGGACUUCCCGGUUAGAAUUCACUCUCGCACUCGCCCCUAAAGCCUAAACCUCAAACCCAAACCCCUAAAGCCUAAACCUCAAACCCUAACCCCUAAAGCCUAAACCUCAAACCCUAACCCCUAACCUUAACUCCAAAUAUGGAACCCUAACCCACUUAUCCUCACACCGCAAUCCCAAACCUAACAGUCGAAAACCAAAGACUAACCCUAACGCCCCAAACCGUUUUCCUAACCCCGAAUUCCCGAACCCUAACUCACGAACUUCAACCCCUAAACCCGAGAACCCCCGGGCACCUCAAGGCCUAAACCCGAACCCACUAACCACCCAACCCUAACCCUAACGCCACCAAAUGUAACCGAGUGUCCUCCAUUUAAGAACGGCAGAUGUUUUAAGCACACAAUGAGGCUGAGACUUUUUUUUACGCGCAUAUUUGUCUUGAAAUAGCAUUCCCUAUUGCAACAAAGUAUUUAUUGAUUGCUUUGUUCACAGUGUCAAUAAAGCGAGCGCACGGUGAACCUUGUGUCGUUUAUGGAUGCGGGGAAGCGUUUCAUCGAAUCCGCUGCUCCUUUCCCUCAGCGCAAAUGCGAUCGACGGCGCACGCCGUUAGCAUCUGCGGCCGCUAAUUGAAUUCCCCUUUGCACCGGCGUCAGCGUUUCCAGACCGCGGCGCUAAAAGCCCCCGCCGCAGGCGCGUAGCAAAGUGCUUAAGCUUAGCGCGCGCGGCGCUCACCACCCGGACGGCGUUUGGAAUCGCGGCGAGUCUUUAGCGGGCCGUAAAAAAACGGACGCUGACCGGUGAGGAAAAAAAACGACGGCGCGCUUUAUUGCGGGCGUUUAGUCAGCGGACCGUCGCCAACGGCAAAUAUCAACAGACGAGCGUCCUCGGCGUCGCGACGUAUUGGCUCUCUCUGGUCAGGUGCUGUUCUGCCGUCGUCUCGACGUGGACGCAUUUUUGCAAAUAUGUCAUCGGAGCGCCACCUCGUGGUGCAAACAGUUCGUUUUUUUUUUCUGCAAUUUUGAAACGCUUCG